Molecule: messenger RNA, 4115 nt
Organism: Panthera uncia (snow leopard)
Lineage: Eukaryota; Metazoa; Chordata; Mammalia; Carnivora; Felidae
Gene: DLST
Product: dihydrolipoamide S-succinyltransferase
Exons: 15
Coding region: 63-1430 (455 amino acids)
Biological process (GO): tricarboxylic acid cycle
Cellular component (GO): oxoglutarate dehydrogenase complex
Molecular function (GO): dihydrolipoyllysine-residue succinyltransferase activity
Source: RefSeq, a predicted model, not a curated record
CUGUUGCCGGGCCCUAUAUCCGGUGUCCGCCCGCCCUCGGCUCCGCCGCUGCCGCCGCCGCGAUGCUGUCCCGGUCACGCUGCGUGUCUCGGGCGUUCAGCCGCUCGUUGUCUGCUUUUCAGAAGGGGAACUGCCCUCUAGGGAGACGUUCCCUGCCUGGGGUCUCCUUAUGUCAGGGACCAGGUUACCCUGACAGCAGGAAGAUUGUUAUUAACAACAGUAGUGUCUUCAGUGUUCGCUUCUUCAGAACUACAGCUGUGUGCAAGGAUGAUGUGAUUACAGUCAAAACCCCAGCGUUUGCAGAAUCUGUCACAGAGGGAGAUGUUAGGUGGGAGAAAGCUGUUGGAGACACUGUUGCAGAAGAUGAAGUGGUUUGUGAGAUUGAAACUGACAAGACAUCUGUGCAGGUCCCAUCACCAGCAAAUGGCGUGAUUGAAGCGCUUUUGGUACCUGAUGGGGGAAAAGUAGAAGGAGGCACUCCUCUUUUCACGCUCAGGAAAACUGGCGCUGCUCCUGCUAAGGCCAAGCCACCAGAAGCUCCUGCUGCUGCAGCCCCAAAAGCAGAGCCUACAGCAUCGGCAGUUCCUCCUCCCCCUGCAGCAUCCAUACCCACUCAGAUGCCACCAGUGCCCUCACCCUCACAACCUCUCGCUAGCAAACCGGUGUCUGCAGUAAAACCCACUGCUGCCCCUCCAGUAGCUGAGCCAGGAGCUGGCAAAGGUCUGCGUUCAGAACAUCGGGAGAAAAUGAAUAGGAUGCGGCAGCGCAUUGCACAGCGUCUGAAGGAGGCCCAGAAUACGUGUGCGAUGCUGACUACGUUCAAUGAGAUCGACAUGAGUAACAUCCAGGAGAUGAGGGCUCGGCACAAAGAUGCUUUUCUGAAGAAACAUAACCUCAAACUAGGCUUCAUGUCGGCAUUUGUGAAGGCCUCAGCCUUUGCCUUGCAGGAGCAGCCUGUUGUAAAUGCAGUGAUUGACGACGCAGCCAAAGAGGUGGUGUAUAGGGAUUAUAUUGACAUCAGUGUUGCGGUAGCCACCCCACGGGGUCUGGUGGUUCCCGUCAUCAGGAACGUGGAAGCUAUGAAUUAUGCAGAUAUUGAGCGAGCCAUCAGUGAACUGGGAGAGAAGGCGCGAAAGAAUGAACUUGCUAUUGAAGAUAUGGAUGGUGGUACUUUCACCAUUAGCAACGGAGGUGUUUUCGGCUCACUCUUCGGAACGCCCAUCAUCAACCCCCCUCAGUCGGCCAUCCUGGGCAUGCAUGGCAUCUUUGAUAGGCCAGUGGCUGUGGGAGGCAAGGUGGAGGUGCGGCCCAUGAUGUAUGUGGCACUGACCUAUGAUCAUCGGCUGAUCGAUGGCAGAGAGGCGGUAACUUUUCUCCGCAAAAUCAAGGCAGCGGUAGAAGAUCCUAGAGUCCUCCUCCUGGACCUUUAGGAGGAAGCCACGUACCCUACGUACCAACCAUGCAGGAACUGAAAACCAGUCUUCUCCCUGUCCCCUCACGGGUCCCAGGUUGGCCUGGUGUCAGGCACAUGUUGUUGGCCUCAAGCAAGGAAACCAGGGCACUAUGUAACCAGCAGCCACAGGUCUCUUCUUGGUAUUCUGCCAGGCUCUCCCCUUCUGUGCACCCUUCUCUUACACUCGAAUAUCUUCUUUAGGCUUGCGGGAGAGAGCGCCUUAAUGGAUGCUCAUUAACAUUUCCUGCCUUUCUCCCAUUAGUCUUGUGCAGAGAUGAUUUUGCUUCUCCCCUGUGCCAGUGUACUGCAAUAGGGAAACCACUGGGGACCAUGUGAUCAAGUUUGUAUCUUUUGAAAGUCUGUUCUGGGCUAGGAGGGGAUGGUGUCUCCCAAGCUCAGAGCGGCCUCUGUCCUGGCUGUGCACAUUCUCACUCGAUUCCACCUGUGUGGAGGCAUCAACCACAGGCCAAGAGGUGCUGCUUUGCUGCUUAAAUGACACCUUUAUUCUCCACUCUCAUUGACUUCAAGAUGCCUCUUCUACCUCGUUCAGGAAGCGCAGGCCACGGGAUCUGGGUAGGAGCGGGGAGAGGGCAGACUCCCCCCCCCCCCCCCCCAGGUGUAUGUUGUAGAAGAGACAGGCUUGCCGUCACCCUCCAUCGUAGUCCCGUUUUGGCACAGUAACACACAGCUGUGAUUGUGCCAACCUUUCCAGGCUGCUCGGAACCAUUCUAACACAUUGUCAUUUAGAACAGAUUCUAGCACAUCAUGGCAGUGGGACGAGGCAUGGUCACAGGGCUGGAGCCAGGUGAGACUGGGGUGAGGGGGCUUCCUGUGGACUGGCUCAGAUUGAUUUGAGCUUGUAAAUGCCAUUGGUGUAAGCACUUGGCCUGAAGAGGCAGCUGUUUCUCUGUAUCAUGGCCCUUGGGGAGCAGGGCCUUAGCUCUUUUUCUGCAGAACACAGGUCUGGAGGAGGUUGGACUGUGUGGAAACCAGCCCCAAGAUGCUAAUACACGGUGGGGAGACAGGCAGUGUCACCUGUGAGGUGGUGUUGCCUGUUGGGUCUGGACGCAAUCAUUGGAAUUGCUUGGAGCUAGUUUAAAUACAUACUUCUUGUCAUGAAAGCCACUGGGCUUCAUCGCUUUGUAUCCAACUGCAUCCAGGCCUGAGGUUGCUGACGGUUGAGACCAGGAACCACUUACUUAGUGCAGAGUGCCUGUUUGGAUCUGGAGCAGAGAAGCAAGGCCUGGAGGGUGGGGUGGGGGGUGGGGGGAAGGGACAGGAGCCAAUACUGAGUGCCUGCAGCAUCUUUGUCUUCACUAUUCAGAACUUGUAACUAAAAUAUUUAAAGAAACUGAUUUUAAAUGCAAAUUAAAGGGCAAAUGUUCUCAAAAGGUUCCUGCUUCUGCAUUCCUUUUAGGUACCAAGAUACAAAUCUCCAGCACCAUGAUUGUCUUUGGCGCUGGAAGCCACAGCAUGUCCUCUAGGUUAUCCUGUGACCUCCCAGACUUAAGUUAGCACAGUACUAACAGCAGAGGGAACCCUAGCAGUCUGCCAGCCAGGAAAGUGCCUGGCCUCCUCCCGGUGAGCCCCUCCAGCCUGACAGGCCACACUCUUGAAGUUGGUUCCCACCUUUGUGAAACCACUGCAAACACCAACAGACAUUUGCAUUUUUGUGGGGGCUUGCAGCAUUUCUGGAAGGGACUGAGGAGGUUUGGCGGGGGUGCAGAACUUUAUAAUUUUGCAUUUUGGACUUGAUUGCCACAUGUAUACAAAGGUGUUAAGGUCAGUAAGAACAAAUGAAGGUAGAUCACUGGGAGGGUAAGCGGACAACCUAGGCUACAGGUGAGGGACAUAUGGUGUCUAAGCUUAAACGCAGCCCACCCAGCUCUUUCUACACACAGUCCCCACCUGCUGGUCUCACUGUGAUGCUGUCUCUACGUGAGGGUCCGUCCUAGGAACGAAGUGCUCCAGGGGUAGAACUAGAGUUCUAGGUGGGGAGAGAAUGGGUUCAACAAAAGGAAGAAUUUGGGGAUGAAUGUAUCCCGAGCAUGGUGCUGGAAGCUUUCUCUAAUAAACCUACAAAGGAGGUCAAAACGAGGUAGACUUGAAGUCCCAUAAGGGACAACAGUACUCAAAACUCCAGGCCCAGCAGAGCAUCAGGUGUGCAAGUGUUUGUUGCACGGAUGAGGCCCAGAAGUUCCAAAAGCAACUCACGCUUCCAUGCAGCAGUGGUUGGAAGCAGUCUAGCCUAACGUAGUGUAGCAAAAGGAACAGAGACUUAGGGCCUGGGGGAGCCUGUUCACAUCAUUAACGUCUUUGAAAUGGGAGCCACCAUCCAUCUCGGGUCACGGGAUUAGACCAGUGUUCCCACCCCCCUUCCCGGACCCUCUUCUAAGACUUCUCUUCUUACUUUAUUUCCCAGGUUCCAGUGUCCCCUAUGUGCCAGCACUUCCUCUCGGCUCAGAGCUGCUCUGCAGGGCACAGGCUGGCAUGCCUUUCACCACCAGCCCUGCUUCCUACCUUCUAGUAGACUCCAGGCUCACUCUUGACUAAGUACGGAGUUUUCUCCGGGGGGGGGGGGCCUUCCAAUCUCUCCUUAUGGCAGGGCUGCUCUCGUUGCGUUCAGGAGGCGAGGACACCAUGGGUACCGGCAGGCUUUAUU